AUGCGGCUCCCUCCUGUGAACGCCAAGAGGCUGCCACAGCCCGGAGAGCCCAGCCUCGCGCACAUGAUCUCGUGUGCUGAAGUCUUCUCCGCUCACUUUGACAGAGAGGGCAUGCUUGACGCCCCGGACAGAGCCGCUGGAAACUUCCGCGUCUCCAAAGGGGCGAGCAUCGACUUGCUUGUACUGAACGGCUCGCAGCCCCAUCCGGUGGCUGGCUGCGUCGUGGAGACGCCGCUCGGGGAGACAGAGCAGCUCCGCCAAACCGCGGACGACUUGGGUAACCUCGUCUUCAUGUUCAAGGCAAAACUUGCCGGUCCGUACCGCAUUCAGUUGCAGUAUGGCGCAGGGCAGCCGUCGGCUUCGCCGGCGCACUCGCGCACGACUUCUGCCUCAACGCCGCCCACGCCUGAAGGCGGGCAGGGCGCAGGCGCAGGGCAGGCCUCGAAUGCGGAGUGGCCGGCGGCCUCUGCAUCGCUGUCGCCAGUCUCUGUGAUCAUCGUCGAGCCUGCACUCAGCAUCAACGGCGUGCCGCUGAAGCAAGAAAGCAUCUCACUGCAGACAGUGCUGUCUCGCUGCCUGGGACCCUUCGCGAGAUGGAGACGCAUGUUCACUAACACCGGCGAACUGGGCUACAACAUGAUCCACUUCACGCCUCUGCAGGCGCUGGGCGAGUCUGGGUCGUGCUACAGCAUCGCCGACCAGCUGCACAUCAGCGAGUUCUUCCUGGACGAUACUUCGGAGCCUUCGCUUUCUCCGCGGCGCGGCGCAAGCGGCGCCGUCCCGGGGUGCUUGGCGGCGCUGCGCCGCGCGAACAGCAGCGAAAUCGUCGGGCUGGAAGAACUGAAGGCGAUCAUUCACCUGAUGGAAACCGAGCUGGGACUGCUCAGCACCAUUGACCUCGUCCUCAAUCACACUGCCAGCAACAGUCCCUGGCUCCGCGACCACCCCGACAGCGGAUAUAGCCCCGACAAUUCGCCGUGGCUGACAGGUGCGUACGAGUUGGACUGGAAGCUGCAGGAGUUCAGUUUGCGAGUUGUCCGCGGCGAGUUCGCGGAGAAGUACGGAGCGACGAAGCAUAUCGACAACGAGCACCAGCUGCAGAAUGUGAUGCGCGCCUUCAACGAGGAGCUGCUAAAGCCUUUCCGCAUGGAAGAAUGGUUCUACCUGCAUGUAGACGACACUGUCGCCGCCUGGAAGGCCGCGCACGCGUCCGCCGCGGGCGCCCACGCCCAGCCUAGCAGGCUCGACGACGGCCAGAUGCAGGACCGCAUCUUCAACGAGGCGAUCAAGUCGGUUGGCGUGAAGCGCGGUCCGACGAUCGUGGUGUCGGGGGCGUUUCUGCGAGACUUGCUGCCUCUGAGCGAGGAGGGGCGUCUGCGCGGGCUGCUGUCGGCAGUCUGCGGGCGCCUGGUCGACAAGGCACGCGAGUCUGAGGACUUUGUGCACAAAGCUGUCGAAGGCCACGCACGCUGGGAGCGGCUGGAGUGCCGACGCGGGCCCCUGGGCGAAAAGCACUGGGAAGCGCUGGCGCCGCGCUACUUCACGCCGCUCGACGAGAGCCCCGAGCCCGCCCAGCGCUCCGUCUUGGCCAACAACGGCUGGGUGAUGGGCUGGGACGCGACGAAAGACUUCGCUGCCGCCGGCGCGCUGGUGUACCUCCGCAGAGAGCUCGUCGUCUGGUCCGACUGCGUCAAACUCAGAUACGGCAAAGGUCCGGAAGACGCGCCCUUCCUAUGGAACCACAUGACCGAGUACUGCCGCAUGGCUGCGAAGGCCUUCCACGGCGUGCGCCUCGACAACUGUCACUCCACGCCCAUCCACGUCGCGCAGCACAUGCUCCGCGAGUGUCGUCGCAUUCGCCCGGAUUUUUGGGUCUUCGCGGAGCUCUUCACUGGCAGCCAGGCGAUGGAUCUCCACUUUGAGCGAUGCCUCGGCAUCAACGCGCUGGUGCGUGAGGCGAUGCAGACGCACAACGCAGGCGAUCUCGCCUACCACUUGAAGAAGUUUGGCAUGAAGCAGGGCCUGGGUCAGCUGUCGCCGAUCUUCUCGCUCAAUCGCAGCGGCGCCCCGGUAGAGGCGAUCACCUCCGCCGCGGCCUGCGCCGGCGCGUCUCGCGCGGCCUCGCCCGCGGCGGACGCGACGCACGAGACGAAGCGCGAAGCGAGCGAAGACAGGAGCGAUCCUGCGUCUUCCUCGGGCUUCUUCAGCUCCCUCGCGCGCGGCUUCUCCUCGACCGUUUCGCUGCCGCCGGCGGCGUCUCUUGACGCCGCGUCGCCCUCGUCGCCCUCAUCGCCCGCGUCGACCGCGUCGCCGAGUCCAGCUCCACUCUCGCCGGCGACUCGCCGCGGCGUGCCGCUGCGGCCGGCGUUGUGCCCCGCGCUGUUCUACGACUGCACCCACGACAACGAGACGCCCAAUCAGAAGUUCACAGCUGCGGCGGCUCUUCCGUUCUCCGUGUUGCUCGCGGCCGCCGGCUGCCCAGUCGGAUCCACGCGCGGCUACGACGAGCUCGUCCCGCGCACGCUCUCAGUCGUCGCCGAGAACCGCGUCUACGAGGACUACCACGGCGACGUGCCCCUGAUCAACCCCGUGGCGCUGAUCGCGGGCAGCGAGCUGAAGGCCGUCUCGAACGGGACGACGGUCGACGCAGAGGAGGCGGUGGCGCGGCCGAAGAUCCUCGACGAACUCGCGCUGACUUGCAAGCAUGGCGGAAACCACGUGGUGAUGCGCGGCAGCUGGGAUAACUGGGAGCGCGACGUCUCAGGCGAACGCGACGAGAACGGACAUGUCCGCAUCGUCCUCCGGAAGGGCGCGCAGUAUGGCCUGAAGGGCGACGCGCCCGAGAAGCUGCAGUUCAAGUUCGUCGUCGACGGCAACUGGACUGUCGACUCAGACCUCCCCUGCGAAAAGGACGGAUGGAAUGUCAACAACGUUCUCAUGAGCGACGGCGCCAGCCCCGACGCCCACGCAACCUGGAAGCAAGGCGACUCGCCUCCCGGGCUGCUCGCGGUUCGCCCGAUUCUGAAUGCGCUGCAUGUCAAGGCUGGGCAGGAAGGAUUUGAGCAGUUGGAUGCGGAGUGCAAGACUGACGACCUCGUCGUCGCCGUCCGCCACCACCCCGUAACGCACGAGUGCAUCUACUUCAUAGCGCGCUGCGCCUACCACUGCCAGCAGGGCGACUAUCCGCUGCCCGAGAUUCGUUUGAGCGGAAAGAUUAAGGAGGUGCCUCUAAUGGCGACGCUGGCGCUGCCCGGCGACGCCGAGCAGCACUUCCGACCGGCGGUGGCAAAGAUCAACGGCCUUCCGGGCGCGGCGAAGCUCUUCUCGGAUUUGAGUUACUUCGCGCCGAACACGUACUUUGACGGCUCCUCAAACACGACGAGUCUGCAUCUGCAGAACUUCCCGCGUGGGUCGGCACUGAUUGUGCGGACUGCGCCUGCCGCGGCCUUCGCGGACGCGGCGCAGAUCGAACGCGAGCGCGCCGCUGCUCCGCUCUUCACGCCGGCGGCGGCGACCUGCUCGGCGCUCAUGAGCCACUACGCGCGCCUGUGGCCGCUGCUGCAAGAAACGUCGCUGGCGGCGCUCUCUGAGCUGCUUUUCUCCUGCGAACAGGAGGAGCGCGACCGCGGUCGCGGGCUGUACGAAGUCUCAGGCUACGGCUCGAUCGUCUACGCAGGCCUCACAGGCCCCGUGGCCAUCCUCGACGAGGUUCGGCGCGUGCCCUUCGAGGCGCAGACUAACCAACCCGUCUUCAGGAACUUGAAGGAGGGCUACUGGCUCCUGCGCUACGCGGCCGGGCGCAUCGCGCCGCCCUGUCUCGAGCCCAUCAAGGCCUGGCUCCAGGAGGCCGUGGACAUCAUCGAGCACCGAUUCCCAGUCUACGACUGGCUGCGGCCCUACUACGCGGACGACAUCCUCUCCCACCUCUACGCCCUCUGCUGCCGCUUCGUCCUCGACAAAAUGCCGCUCGCCCGCGGCAGCGUCGCCGACGCCGAGACCGGGCAGCUCCGCAUCCCCGGGAAGCUCGUCAUGCACGCCUCCUCCCCGAAGGGCAAGAAGAAGCAGAAUCCAAAGCACCCCGCAGUUGCGGCGGCGGACGGCGCAGACGCCGCCGAGGGCGGGAUCGCCGUGUCUCCUGGCGACCAUUUGCUUGCGCUGCUGAGUGUCUCCACGCUCCAGUUCUACUCAUUCGUUCCCUCUGCGCCGCUCGUGUGGCGCACGCUGCAGCCGAGCAUCUCCGCAGGACUGCCGUUCUUUUCGGCCGGAUUCAUGCGCGCCUGGGGACGGGAUACCUUCAUCGCGCUGAAGGGCAUUCUGCUCACCACGAGCCGGUACGAAGAGGCGAAGGCGGAGAUUCUCGGCUUCGCGCGCGUGAUGCGUCACGGUCUGAUCCCGAACCUCCUCGACGCAGGCAACAAUCCUCGCUACAACGCCCGAGACGCCACGUGGUUUUUCUGUCAGGCGAUUCAGGACUACUGCGUGCACGCGCCCGAGGGCCUGCAAAUCCUCAAGACUCCAGUGGAAAUGAAGUACGAAGGAAACGCCACGCAGGCGCCCGACCUGCCGAUCAACACACUCGCGGACGUCCUUCACCACAUCCUCCUCUCGCAUGCAAAGGGGAUCGAUUUCCGCGAGUGGAACGCGGGCAAGCAGAUUGACGAGCACAUGCGCGACGAAGGCUUCAACAUCCGCAUCUACAUGGACCCCAACACCGGGCUUAUUUUCGGAGGCAACCGCUUCAACUGCGGCACCUGGAUGGACAAAAUGGGCUCCAGCGACAAGGCGCACAACCGCGGACUGCCAGCGACCCCGCGCGACGGGGCUGCGGUGGAGAUCAUAGGCCUGUUGAAGUCGACGCUGCGCUUCGUCACGAUGCUGCCGGAGGAAUUCUUCCCCUACAAGACGGUCACCACGAGCGCAGGCCAAGAGAUGACCUACGUGCGCUGGAACUCGCUGCUCGAAGCGCGCUUCGAAAAGUGCUUCUACGUGCCGCAGAACGCGCAGGAGGACAGCCAGUUCUUCGUAGAUUCACAGUUCAUCAAUCGCCGCGGGAUCUACAAAGACACCUUCAAAGCCUCCGAAGUCUGGCGGGACUACCAGCUGCGCCCAAACGUCUGCGUCGCCCUCGCCGUCGCGCCGGAGCUCUUCGACAGAGCGCAUGCACGCGAGUAUUUGGCCGCAGUUGAAAAGGCGCUGUGGGGUCCCAAGCAGCUGGGGCUGAAGACACUCGAUCCCUCGGAUUGGAACUACCGCCCUGACUACGACAACUCGAACGACUCCGACGACUUCCACGUCGCCCACGGCUACAACUAUCACCAGGGCCCGGAAUGGAUCUGGCCGCUGGGGUAUUUCCUCAAGGCGAAGAUGAUUUUCGCGGAGGAGUUCGACGCGGAGCCCGGCGCCGGCGGGAAGACCGGGCCGCUGUCCAAGUCCCCGAGCAGCCAUCUGAAGGCGGAGUGCAUGCAGUUCCUUCAAAAUCACCGCGCACACCUCGACACCGACCGCUGGCGCUCGCUGCCCGAGCUUACCAACUCAAGCGGCAGCUUUUGCAAGGAUAGCUGCCCGGCCCAGGCGUGGUCGAUCGCGACUCUCCUCGCCGUCGUCGGCGACCUCGUCUCAGGUCCCGUUGACCUCCAGAAAAUCGGCCUCAAAGCCGGUCCUAGCGUCGCGGACGACGACGCCGAAUAA
Molecule: messenger RNA, 5688 nt
Organism: Besnoitia besnoiti
Lineage: Eukaryota; Apicomplexa; Conoidasida; Eucoccidiorida; Sarcocystidae
Product: Amylo-alpha-1,6-glucosidase
Exons: 19
Coding region: 1-5688 (1895 amino acids)
Biological process (GO): glycogen catabolic process
Molecular function (GO): amylo-alpha-1,6-glucosidase activity; 4-alpha-glucanotransferase activity
Source: RefSeq, a predicted model, not a curated record